Messenger RNA from Mycena indigotica, 2421 nucleotides. RefSeq lists its product as uncharacterized. The record is from RefSeq and is a predicted model, not a curated record. Gene Ontology annotation, molecular function: nucleic acid binding. Bases 1 to 2421 code for a protein of 806 amino acids. NCBI's taxonomy places the organism in Eukaryota, Fungi, Basidiomycota, Agaricomycetes, Agaricales, Mycenaceae. The transcript has 4 exons.
AUGCCUCCACCAAAGGCCCAUAUCCGUGCCAGAACGGCCAAUCUUCCCUCUGCUCCGAGAACACCCAAAAAGAAGCGGACCCAUUCCGUGCUUACACCGCAGACAAGAUCGCGUCAUUCAAAGAAGACACGCGUCAAACGCGUCGAACACGUCGAGAAUGAUGAGAAUAUAGAAGACGCCUAUCUUGACACGUCUUCCCCCUUGAAACCCCUUGGCGACGAUCCCUUCCUAGUGACUGGUCAGCCUGCGCCUAUCACCUUCCAAUGUGAAGGCUUCACGAGCCAGCCACCCACUGGUGCCCCCGAGACCUUUAUGUUUACUACUGAGCUGUUUGAGGAUGUCGACGAGGAACUUAAUUCAGAAGACGAGGACUUGGCAUUUGUUAAUCCCGAAUUUGACGAGCUUCUCACUUGCGCUCCUGGAACAUUUCCCUACGAUGGGUACCCGCGUCCAGCUCCACCAUUGGAAUAUCUUGCAAGAAUGAAAACUGCCGAACGCCAACGUGUGGUAUUCUCUGCACCCAGCGUCACUGCUGCCCAUGAUGCACUCGUGGACUUGAUGCUGUUGAUGAAGGGUGAAAUUCGUGGUCCCAACAGCAAGGGCUACAAGAAGCCCAAGUUUGACACAUAUGUUCGCGCAAGACUGGAGGGAAUGCGUACUCUGCUGUCGAUAUACACGUCACCCAGAUCAACAACAUAUGAAGACUGGGGUGAGUCAGCGAUGCAGGCGGCGAUUGCUGUUGGUCGGGAUCGACAAGUUCUUCCUUGUAAUCCCUAUGGGAAGUCAAGCAAACCAAUACUGAACAACGAAAGUCUUGAUGCCGAAGUGCGAGCAGCAUUGCGUGGCCAGGAAAUAACGGCGGAGAAAACCCAAGCAUUUGUGAACCGAGAAGACAUCAGAGAAAGAUACAAGAUUACCUCGGCUAUUAGCAUUCGCACUGCACGCCGAUACCUGAUCAAGCUUGGUUUUGCUUAUGGAUAUGCAAAGAAGGGCCAGUAUUCUGACGGGCAUGAGAGGGAAGAUGUUGUGGUGUAUCGAGAAGAGACGUACCUGCCGACACUCAAAGAUUUUGAAGAGCGCUCCUACAUCUACCACGCCGAUGGCACCAUCCAAGUCCCUCGUUUACCGCCAGGAGUCCGACCCACAUGCAUAUGGUACCACGAUGAAUCGAUCUUUUACGGCCAUGACCGACGACGGAAGCUUUGGCAGGAUGUGACGGCGGGGGCAAAACCAUAUCAAAAGGGAGAGGGAGGAUCGUUCAUGGCUGCCGACUAUUUCUCUGCCGACUUUGGAUGGUUGCGAGGGCUGGAGGGUGAGUCAGCAAGACGGACAAUGUGCCCAGGAAAGAACAGAGACGGUUACUUUAGUGCAGCGGAUAUCGAAGAGCAAGCGAGAGCUGCUUGCGCAAUCGCCACAACACGGUGGCCAGAAUUUGACCACAUCUUCAUUUACGACAAUGCGACCACCCAUCGAGCUCGGACUGCUGGUGCGUUGACAGCAAUGGGAAUGCCCAAGUUUACUUCGGGCUCGCGUGCAAUUGAGGCAGAAGAAGAGGGCAGGGAUGGUGGAGAGAAGACCAAGAAGCCGCGAGCUCCAAAGAAAACCAAGCCAGCUGGAGGAGGGAAUGAGACACGAAAGAAGAAACCGCCGAAGAAGACCAAACCUCCCAAGGACCCAAAAGAUGCCAACUUCUUGGUCCAGGUCAACAAACUCAACGAAGACCAGACCAUCAUGCACGACGAGCACGGUGAACGCGUCAAGGAAGAGAUCCAAAUGACUGGUGCGACGUUCGCCGACGGCAGUCCACAGUCUCUCUAUUUUCCCACCGAUGUCGAGAAGUUCGCUGGUAAAUUCAAGGGCAUGGCGGUUAUUCUGGAGGAGAGACGUUUGCGUGGGGACUUGGGAGAGCAUUUGACGAAGGAGGAGCUUGCAGGAAAAGUUGCCCAAUGCAAGAAAUUCAAGUGCCCCAAAGUUGAUGCGGGUAGACAGACGACAUGCUGCAUGCGUCGAAUGCUGUUUGACCAGCCCGAUUUCGCCAACGUCCAGUCAUGCCUAGAGGCAGCCUGCUCGCCCUUCAACGUCACAAUCCUCUUCCUUCCAAAAUUCCACCCAGAGCUUAACCCCAUCGAAAUGGUGUGGGGAUUUGCCAAGCGCGUGUACCGGCAGUACCCUGAAUCGUCUGGCGAUGAAGCAUUAGAGCGGAACACACUGACAGCGUUGGAUAGUGUACCGUUGGCCUCGAUGCGAAGGUUUGUUUUGCGUGCUCAUCGUUUUGCCGACGCUUAUCGAAAAGGACUUGAUGGCGCACAGGCCGCAUGGGCAGUAAAGAAGUACAAAGGGCAUCGUAUGCUUCCCCCAGAGUUCAGAGCUGAGCUUGAAAAGGCAGAAGCCAAGGCCAAGGGUACACAGAAUAUCAAGUAG